Rubroshorea leprosula is the source of this 992-nucleotide messenger RNA. Lineage: Eukaryota; Viridiplantae; Streptophyta; Magnoliopsida; Malvales; Dipterocarpaceae. The record is from the annotation of a GenBank genome assembly.
UUCUUAAUUAUAAUUAAGCAGCUGAACUGUCCUGACAUUCUAAGAGCUGUAUUUUGAUACCAGGUGUAGUCAUCGGAAGACGGUAAUAGUUGGCCGGCGAGAAAAUUAAACAAGAGAAAUGGACAAGGAUAUUGCAAUGGCAACGGUGGCGCCCAAGGCUCCGGUGACCAGUGAAAGAAAGAUUCGAGAUGAUUUAGAAGAGAAAAUACCAAAGCCUUAUUUGGCUAGAGCUUUGGCAGCUGUUGAUUCAGACCAUCCGAAUGGAACAAUAGGACAUGAAAACAAUGGAAUGUCUGUUCUUCAACAGCAUGUAUCAUUUUUCGACUUAAACAAGGAUGGAAUCAUUUAUCCAUGGGAGACUUAUAAAGCCGGCCGUAAACUUGGUUUCAAUCCAAUCGUUGGUUUCCUGCUUGCAGCUGUGGUCCACAUACCGUUUAGUUACCCAACACUUCCAUCUUGGAUCCCGUCGCUACUUUUCCCCAUAUACAUAAAAAAACAUUCAUAAAGCCAAGCAUGGAAGUGAUUCUGGAUCUUUUGACUAUGAAGGAAGGUUUAUGCCCGUGAAUCUGGAGAACAUCUUUAGCAAAUAUGCUCGAACAGUUCCUGACAAAUUAAGCUUUGCUGAGAUCUGGCAUAUGACUCAGGAGAAUCGGGUCACAUUGGACAUCUUUGGCUGGUUAGCAACCAAAGUGGACUGGAUAGUUCUGUAUGCUGUUGCUAAGGACGAGGAAGGAUAUCUAUCCAAAGAAUCUGUACGAAGGUGUUUUGAUGGGAGUUUGUUCGAGUUUAUUGCAAAAAAGAACGAGGAAGCUGAUGGCAAAAAGCAUAGCUGAGUCGUAUUUCAUACUCUUCAAAUUUGCUUAAUUCAUUGAAAUUGCAAACUUAGUCCAACUAGGUGUAAUUUGUGACUUUUAAAAGUAAUAAUUUAUUGUGUUCCCGACAACUUAAAUGGUUUGCUAAUAACUUCUUAUUAAUAAAAAUAAAAUUAUGAG